UGUAGGAGUUGUUGAAGGUUUGCGAAUUGUCACUUCUGGGCGGGAUAAAAAGUAAAACACCAACUUGGAGUUUUGAUUUACGGCUAGCCAAAUGUUUCCUGUGUUACUACUAGCCUACGUUGUGGCUGUUAAAGUUUUCAAAAAAACCACCCCUAAUGGCAAGGUCACAGUCUACCUUGGAAAAAGAGACUUCAUUGAUCAUCUUGAGUUCGUAGAUCCUAUUGAUGGCGUCGUUGUGGUUGAAAAUGAUUAUCUUCAAGGACGCAGAGUUUAUGGCCAGGUCAUUACGACAUUCCGAUACGGUCGUGAGGAAGAUGAAGUCAUGGGCGUCAAAUUCAGCAAGGAAAUGGUCGUCGCAAAGGAUCAAAUAAUACCAAUGAAGAAAGAAAAGCAAGAGACGACGCCAAUCCAAGAGCGCUUGCUCAAAAAAUUAGGUCCCAACGCUUUCCCAUUUAACUUUGUCUUCCCACCCGCUUCUCCUAGCUCCGUGACACUCCAGCCCGGAGACGAUGACCAGGGCAAGCCGCUUGGAGUUGAGUACACUGUAAAAGUCUACGUGGGUGAAAACGAAGAUGACAAAGGUCACAAACGUUCAUCGGUGGCUCUGGCCAUAAAAAAGCUCCAAUUCGCACCAAUCUCGCGCGGCCGCAGACUUCCCAGCUCCCUGGUCUCCAAGGGCUUCACCUUCUCCAACGGAAAACUCAACCUUGAAGUCACGCUCGACAGAGAAAUUUACUACCACGGUGAAAAAAUCGCGGCCAAUGUUAUCAUCACAAACAACUCACGGAAAGCCGUGAAGAAUAUCAAGUUAUUUGUUGUUCAACAUUGUGAAGUAACGAUGGUAAACACUCAAUUCUCUCGCAAUGUAGCGAGCUUGGAAACGCGCGAGGGUUGUCCGAUAACUCCUGGGGCUAACUUUACAAAACAAUUUUAUCUUGUGCCGUUGGCUAGCAGUAAUAAAGACCGUCGAGGAAUAGCUCUUGAUGGACAUCUUAAAGACGAUGACGUCAACUUAGCCUCUUCAACGAUGGCUGCUGAGGGAAAAUGCCCAGCAGAAUCGCUGGGUAUAAUAAUUUCAUACUCAAUCCGGGUGAAAUUAAACUGUGGUACUCUGGGUGGUGAAUUAGUAACCGACGUGCCGUUUAAACUGAUGCACCCAGCAGCAGGUAAUGCUGAAAAAGAAAAAGAAAAUCUGAAGAAAAGCAAAAGCAUCGAUCGAGUCCGGUACGAAAAUUCCUGCUACGCAAAUGACGACGAUGACAACAUCGUCUUUGAGGAUUUCGCACGAUUACGUCUCAAUGAGCCUGAAUAAAUUAAUAGGCCAGUUGUAUAAUAAUAAUAAUAAUAAAUAUCAAUCAAGCUGGUGCUAUCUAUUUGCUCUGAAGGAUUCUGCAACUCUUAAUUAAUAAAAUACUUGUUGGUAUUUUUCCAGGUGGAAUAAUUAAAAUAAUUAAAUUUAUUUAUUUAUUUUUAUUCAAUAUUUAUCGCGUAAUGCAUGAUCGCGUGGUGUUUAAUCGAGAGUUGUGAAUCCUCUCCGAGAAUUUAGAUAAUCUUGUUAGUGAUGAAGCCUUUUAAAAAACAAAAAGACAUUGAUUAAUUUAAAGAAGGAUGAUCUAAAAAUAAAAAUGCAAAAUUAUUUAUUGUAUAAAAUUUUAAAUAAGGUCGAUUGAAAAAAAAUUAUUUGAAUGUUAUUAAACUUUAAUGGAAGAACAGAUAAUUAAAAAAAUAAUAAAAAAAAAAAUGAACAAAAAAAAAGCAAAAAUAUUUAUUAAAAAAUAAUACUUAUUUAUUGCCUUAGAGUUUCUAAUCGAUAGUGGUGGUCGGAUAGGAACUCAUUGCGAAGGCAAGCAAAAAAAAAUUCAAGUAAGAUUAUUCAUUAAUAAUUAUUAUAUUUUUAAGUUUUAAAAAUAUUUUUCCCGUUCCUCCAGAAGUGACUUCAUUUAAUUAUUUUAUUUAUUUAUUUAUUUAAUACUAUUGUUAUUAAUAUUUAUCAAUAUUAAUCGUUUAGUUAAUAUUAAUAUGGCAAUUCCUGAUAUUGUUGAGUUGCAAUUGUCCUGAACAAUUAAUUAAAUAUGUUGAUUAAUAAAUACUUAAAUAAAUUUAA
Messenger RNA from Cotesia glomerata, 2104 nucleotides. It is a transcript of the gene Arr2, whose product is annotated as arrestin homolog. Gene Ontology annotation, cellular component: cytoplasm. Lineage: Eukaryota; Metazoa; Arthropoda; Insecta; Hymenoptera; Braconidae. The transcript is spliced from 5 exons. The record is from RefSeq and is a predicted model, not a curated record. Gene Ontology annotation, biological process: G protein-coupled receptor internalization; signal transduction. Gene Ontology annotation, molecular function: G protein-coupled receptor binding. Bases 92 to 1312 code for a protein of 406 amino acids.